AUGAGCUUUAAGAACGCCGCCACCACCACUCUCCUUGAGUUGGUCAAGUCCCGCCGUACCUUCUACGGUCUUAAGGCCGAGAGCCCUAUCUCCGACGAUGCCAUUGAGAGCAUUGUCAAGGACUCCGUCCUCCACGUCCCCAGCUCUUUCAACACCCAAACCUCCCGUGUUGUUCUCCUACUGAAGGAGGAGCACCAGAAGGUCUGGGACAUCGCCAUCCAGGCCAUGGAGGGCCUUGUCGCUGCCGGCCAUGUUCCCAAAGAGCAGUUCGAGACCGCUACCCUGCCCAAGCUGAACGCUUUCAAGGCCGCCUACGGAACUGUCCUUUUCUUCGUUGACUACGAGUCUCUCGCUCCUAUCAAGGAGAAAUUCGCCAUCUAUGCCGACAAGUUCGACCCCUUCGCCCUGGAGUCCAACGCCAUGUCUCAGUACCUUGUCUGGCUCGCUCUUGAGUCCGAGGGCUUCGGCGCCAACCUCCAGCACUACAGCCCCCUGAUUGACGAGCAGAUCACCAAGACCUGGUCCCUGCCCGCCUCCUGGAAGCUCGAUGCCCAGCUCGUCUUCGGUGUUCCCACCUCCGAGGCUGGCGAGAAGACCUUCGCUCCCGUUGAAGACCGCUUCAAGGUUUUCGGCAAAUCCGCAUAA
Messenger RNA from Penicillium antarcticum, 645 nucleotides. RefSeq lists its product as uncharacterized. The coding region runs from base 1 to 645 and encodes 214 amino acids. The transcript has 3 exons. Gene Ontology annotation, biological process: cellular response to oxidative stress. The record is from RefSeq and is a predicted model, not a curated record. Lineage: Eukaryota; Fungi; Ascomycota; Eurotiomycetes; Eurotiales; Aspergillaceae.